Messenger RNA from Elaeis guineensis (African oil palm), 2055 nucleotides. Lineage: Eukaryota; Viridiplantae; Streptophyta; Magnoliopsida; Arecales; Arecaceae. The record is from RefSeq and is a predicted model, not a curated record.
UCUUCAAAGGCAUUUGUUCUUGUGAAACAUAGGAAAAGGGGUGUGCUUGGUGUGCUUUUGUGGGAUAUGGGGUUUAAUUCCCAAAUGCUGAAGGCUCUAGAUCAAAUCAAACAAGUCAGAACCAAAAAAAAAAAGUUAUGAAGGUCUUUUUUCUUGAUACCAUGGAACUAGAUUUGGGCCCAAUUUUACUCUAGUCAGAAACUUUUAAAAGCCAGGACCACCAUGGAGGUAAGCAAACAAAGUUGGGGAAUUUUGUGGGGCCUCGUAUCAUAUAGUGCUUUACAUUGAUCUGAAAUUGAAUUGCCUACUUAAAGCCCGGGAGCGCUCCGUCUGUCGGAACUCCCAAGCGUCGUCAGAACUCAACCGGGGGCGCUUCAUCUUUCCGUUCCAAUCGGCGAUCUCUUCGAAUUUAACAGCCGAUGGCAAGUUCUGGAACUCCAUCGCGAUUAGAUGUGGAAGCUUUGCAGAAUCUUUCCGAUCAACAGGUAUCUGAUGCAGGUGAAAGAGUUCAAGGAGAAACUGUAUCAAGAUCCUUGGAAACCCCACUGCCUACUUCUAUGGAAAGAACUAUUUCUCCGGUAUCCAAUUUUAGUUCUAAUAGAAAAAACAGGUUACCUCCUAGACAAACUUCAGCAAGGACAAAAUCAUCUAUCAGAACUCAGCUUCCACAGUUCGGCUUUCAGACCACAGAUUCGACAACACAAUGUGACCAGGCAGUUCUCGCUCAGACAUUAUUUUCAGAACAACAACAGGAGAAAACUUCUGCAUGGAGGCCAUCAUCUCUGACCAAAGAUGUGUCCUCUGUAUCAGCACAUAGGACACGCUCUUUACCUGUGACACAAGUUGCCGGUUCAGGUCUUCCAUCUGUACAGGAGAAUCUCAAAGUUGACCCCACUGAUUUGGAUAAAGAAGAUAUUCAGAAGCAAAUUCCACGCUCAUUUUCAUUACCUGGCAAUGUGAAAAGCAGUUUGCAGCAGAUCAAUUCGUUUGGGGGUCUAGUCCGUGUAAUAUCAGCAAACUCGCACUCUACCAUAGGUGGUAGUUCACCAAAUCAUGCUGUAGAAGCAAAUGAAGAAACUCAAGAUGAAGGGGAAGAUAUUCUUGAGGAAGAGGCAGUCUGCCGAAUAUGCUUGCUUGAGUUCAUGGAUGGUAGGCAAGUUCUGAAGAUGGAAUGCAGUUGCAAAGGUGAACUUGCACUUGCACAUGAGGAGUGUGCAGUUAAAUGGUUUAUCAUUAAAGGUAAUAGGACGUGUGACAUCUGCAAGCAGGAUGUUAAAAACCUACCUGUGACUUUAAUGAGAUUACAACAUCCUCAGACUGCUAGUGUCCAGCCACCAGAUGCGCUUUGGCAGAGGCAAGCUAGUCACCACUGUUCCAUUCUUGCUUCUAACAGGUUUUGCAAUGAUGUGCAAUUUCUGGUUACAUUUAGCAUGCUCUUCUAUAUAUGUUUCCUGGAGCUUCUUAUUACAACAACUUCGAAGAAACAGGCAUCUGAUACAGGCAUACAUACUCUGGCUAUAUCUUUGACUCUCGGUAGUGUUCUUGGUUUUCUGUCAUCCAUGAUAGCUUGUUUAGUGGCAAGUGGAAGUUGCAUAUGGGUGUAUGCUUUUUUCCAGUUUGCAGUUGUAAUAUUGUGUGCUUACAUCUUUCAGCAUAUGAAUUUCAGUUAUUGUCUGCAAAACUUACAGCUGAAAGUGACUGCAAUAAUAAUGGUCCUACUGUCCUCAUUCGUCGGAUUUGGGAUCGCCAUCAGUACAAAUACUUUAUUUCAGGAUUACUUGUCACAGAGAGCUAGGUGGUAUCUGCAGUUUGCUCUCCAGCGAAAUGUACGAGGUGGGCAUCACACAAAUUCUAUCGACAAUCUUGAAAUCGAAAAUAUGGAUGCUCCCCAGCAUCAAGAAAUCAGGAAUAAUGCUGGUGUUUAACACCAUGGAUGACAUUGUUUGAUCAUUCCAUUAUGGGUAAUAACUUAAAAUUGUCUCUGAGUACAAGCAUUAUUUAUUGUGUAAUUUUUGAGUUUAUCUAAUACAAAAAGAUCUCAUUUAUGACUCUAAA